This is a messenger RNA of Carya illinoinensis, 1165 nucleotides long. Its product is annotated as secoisolariciresinol dehydrogenase-like. The coding region runs from base 121 to 957 and encodes 278 amino acids. Gene Ontology annotation, molecular function: oxidoreductase activity. The transcript has 2 exons. The record is from RefSeq and is a predicted model, not a curated record. Lineage: Eukaryota; Viridiplantae; Streptophyta; Magnoliopsida; Fagales; Juglandaceae.
UUCUCAACCGCGCGCUACAAUUGAGUUCUCUCCUUAUAAAACAUCACCAGAUCACAAUAUCAUGAUAUCCUCACAUCAAAUUAGCUAGCACUCCCCACGCCAUCACAACUAAUAAUAAAUAUGAACGGCGCAUCCUUGCUAGCUCCCAUUGCUCAGAGAUUAGCAGGUAAGGUUGCUUUGAUAACCGGAGGUGCAAGUGGAAUCGGCGAGAGUACGGCAAGACUAUUCGCUAAACAUGGUGCUAAGGUCAUCAUUACUGACAUCCAGGACGAGCUUGGUUUCUCGGUUUGCCAAGACAAAAGCAUCAAUGGUGCCAUUUCCUAUGUCCACUGCGAUGUCACUAGCGAGUCUGAUGUCCAGAAUGCUGUCAAUACUGCGGUGUCAAAGCAUGGAAAACUCGACAUAAUGUUCAACAAUGCAGGCUAUGCUGGCCAAGGCAAAGCAAACAUCUUAGCCGUCGAGCCAGAGGGUUACAAGAGAUCUUUUGAUGUGAAUGUCUUGGGCUCAUUUCUUGGGGCAAAACAUGCGGCCAAAGUAAUGAUUCCAGCAAAAAGGGGCACCAUUCUAUUCACCGCAAGCUGUGCAACACAGUCACAUGGAUUGACCUCGCACAUCUACACAGCAGCCAAGCAUGCCGUUGUGGGACUAACAAAGAAUUUAUGCGUUGAGUUGGGGCAGUACGGAAUUAGAGUCAACUGCAUAUCACCACAUGGUGUGGCCACUCCUAUGCUCCUAAAACACAUGGGAAUAGACGAGAAGAAAAAGGCGGAAGAGAUUAUAUCCUCCUCGGCAAAUUUGAAAGGGCCAGUUUUGGAAGUAGGAGAUUUGGCAGAGGCAGCGUUGUUCUUAGCAAGCGAGGAGUCCAAGUACGUGAGUGGGGUCAACCUUGUCGUGGAUGGGGGUUUUAGUACAACCAAUGCAGCUUUUGAACAGAGCACAAAAAAGUUCUUCACCUAAGAACAAAAACAUUAUGGUUAUCUUUUGUCCAAGCUUAUUUCUAUAUAUAUAUAUAUAUAUAGAUAUAUAUGCAUGUUUUCAUUAGCGUACCUACGGGUUGCAAUCGUAAUCUUUGUAUGUUGAGAUCUAAAUAAUUUCCCAUGAAGUUAUAAUAAAUUCAUGGGGCCAUGAUGAAUAAAUAAAAUUUAAUAGCAUAUUCGGUUUCUAA